GAUCAACGCCAAGCACCACGACCACGUAACAGCAAGAAGAAGCUCAGUGGGCCGCAAACACGCCAGACACCUCAGCUACUUGAAGACUCCUUGCAAUUCCAAGGUGAUCUUGUCUACCUUGCUCUCGAAACAUCGCGACCUCUAGCUUUGCAGCCUCCCUCAAUACACUGAUCAUGAGCGUAGCAGCAUUCGGGGACCAUCACGAUCCACACGAUGUGUCCUUUGAAUCCUUCAUCGACGCAGACGCAAUUGCCGAUCACAACGACAGUGCCGACCAGCAGCACGACGCUCAAUCGGAACCUGCUGCCAGUGUUCCGCCGGUAUCAGCUUCCCUGAGCACCGGUGCACCAAAUGCGAUGCACCUUCAUCACCACAUGCCGAUGUCCACUUCGCUGCCGAACACGCCAAAGAUGGCUUCGAGCUUUUCCUUCGGAGGCAGUGCAAUGGGCGGACACCACAACGAGUCAUCUCUCAAUCACCUCUCCUUCGAGUGGGAUGACAUGAAUGGCAACCACAACGGAGAAUCUCUGUCUCAUCAGGCCCUCUCUGCUAGCCUGCCAGGAGCAUCACAGCCAGACCUUCAUGGCAUGCCAGGUCUCGCUUAUGAUUCCACUAGCACUCCCAGUGAUGCUUCCAGCUGGUCUUCUGCUACAGGGCGGAGGUCUCUCGAUGACGUUGCGAUUCAUCCUAGCCAUUACUCCUCAGACGGCCCCACUACUGGCGGCGGCUUUGGGAUGAGCAGCAUGCACGGGCGAUCGGUGUCGUUGAAUCUCCAUGACCUGCCUCAUUCCUCGAUGGGCGAUGAUCUCAUUGCCCAGGCGCCACCUCAGUCUCGUGGACAGCAGCCCUUCAUCAAGAUGGAGCAGAACGACCACAUGCCUUUCGACGAUGCACACCUUCAAGGAAUUCAUCACACCGGAGUCUAUGAAGCCGCUGCCGCUGCUGCCACCGACCAGACAGCCGCUACGCCUCCGUCUGAAAAGAGGCGUAAGCUGGAACAGGAGGCUAACGCUGCAAAGAAGGAUGCCAGUACUGCGUCCAAGACUACCGCUGCCUCUAAGAAGGCAAGCAGCAAGCGUAAGCCUUCUCAGUCCGGUAGCGCUUCCGUCAAUGGCGCAGAGGAUCAAUCUGCCGACUGCAGCUCAGUGACAGGCGCAGACGAGUCCAACGCACAGUCAAAUGAUGACGAUGGCGAGCAGGACGAGUCCAAUGGUGCUGCGACCCGCAAGCCAGCAGCCAAGGGCAAAAAGCCCCCGCCUUCGGCCAGCCAGUUUACAGAGUCUGGCAAGCCCUUCCCGGUCAUCGAUACAUCGGCGGCACACUCAAGCUUGUUCGUACCACCCGACACAUCUGGUCUGACCAAGAGAGAAGCGCGACUCGUCAAGAAUCGAGCGGCAGCCUUCCUCUCCCGACAGCGCAAGCGCGAGCAAUUUGAGUUGCUUGAGAAGCAAUGCAAGAGCAUUUGUCGAUUGACGUGGAGGAUGUGGGAGACGAUUGCUGGACCUGGCGCAGACAUUGACGCGCUAGAGCAAACUGUCUUGCCUGCCAUUUUCGCUGAAGAAUCUCCCGACGUUCGUGACUGCUUGGAGCAAAUCGUCGCUGCCAAAGGCGCUUCCAUCGCUCCGACUGAGGAGAGCAUCGCCAAUGGUACUCACAGUAGCCGACAGGAGUCAUCGCCUCCUGCCGACAACAGAGCUUCUCCCUCCCGAGGGUGUGCUAAUGCAGGCCAUAAGAGAGAGCGAGAAGAGGAGAAGGGCAGUGGAGACAAGUCUUCCCAAUCAGCCACAAUAGAGAGUCUGAGGAGUGAGCUGGCAGCAGCUCACAAGCGGGAGACUCGUCUUCGGACGACUCUCGCGGAGGAGCGGACCCGCUGGGCCUCUACCAUGCCUUCGGCGGCUGCAGCUCCCUCGGACCUGGAUGGCUCUGCAGGCCAGAUCAUCCCACCCUUCUAUCCUAUGCAUCCGGGUGCAGGCGCAAAUGGUCUGUCCCACCUCAUCGAUCCUUCGUCUGCCUUUGCUCCAUCUUCGGAACGGGUUUUUCGUGAGGGGCGGUCAGCCGGAAGCGGUUUGUCCCUGACCAUUGCCCCUCAACUCACUGCCGCCGACGUCGAUGCUGCCAUCACUCCUCGUCCCGAUCGCUCCUCUAAGCGUGAAGGUCGCUCGGAUGACGGCGCAUCGCGAUAUGCACAUCGACAACAGCAUCAGCAGUCUCGCGACAUUUCCCGCGCUUCAUCACAGCCCUUGUCGAGCACAGUCUCCUCGCAAGGCUUUGCUCUCGCUCCCACUUCAGCAUCUGGCGUUCCGGCCUCCACGCGCCGGGCUACCAGCAGCAUGGCCCUCAUGGUCUUGCUCUUCGGCUUUGCCCUGUUUGGAUCCGGAAGUCUUCCAUCUGGUAGUGACAUGCCAAGGAUGGGUAUGACAAGACUGGCCCCGAUGAACGGCGCCUUCUCGUCCGUUGGCGGCCUUUUUGACCCUCUCGCGACGUCUAGUGGGCCAGACCCGCUCGGCUUUUUGCACCGCAAGAGGGAGGAAGAAGACGACGAGGAGAUGGACAUUGGCGAUGGCCGACCAUCUUCUCACCUCUCUGCCAGCGACCUAGCUCUGCACCUCCCGGCCAGUGUCGCGUCUCAGCUUGAUGACGUUGCGGAUCUUCUGCCCAUGUGCUCUCUGGACGACGUGUCCAGUGGAUCUGAAGAGGCGCGAAGGGCACUUCUCGAGCGACUUCAGCAGCGCGCAAGCCAGGGCCAAUGGAAGGGUCUGGAGGGCCAGCAGCAGAUGCAAAAUGCCUUCAUCCUUCUUGAUAAUGAGGAGGAAGCUGCUACAGGCGAUGGCCAAGCUGCCUCCGGUACUGGUACUCCCAGCGAGGCCAACACGGCGAUGAACGAUCGUACGAGUGCUCCUCGCAAGUUGAAGCUCUUCCUGGCCCAGACUCGUCAAGGAGGUGCCUUUGCCGAAACGGACCGAGCGAGCGAACGAGAUGUCUCUGCUAGCAGCAGCGGGCCCUCGACCGUUCCAUCCUCACCCACUGCAGUCGCAUCGCCAAGCAGCAGUCACUCUGAUGAUAUCUUCGAAGAUGCCGGUGUCAAAACGCCGACUAGUUCGAGCAGCGAGCUUCCCGCUACGCCUUCUCAGCGUAUAGGCAGCGGCAAGACCUUCCAAACUGACGACGAUGACGACUACGGCAUGUCGUUUCUUGAGCUGGAGUUCAGCUUGAGUGGAAAGAGAUUGGUCAAGAACGAGGCAGAGCUGGCCAAUCUAAUCAACAGGGCGGCUGCGCAGCACGUCGAUGGCCGAGCUAGCAAGGCAAAGUCACGAAACUAGACUCUCGCAUAACGUACGUAGGGGUGCAUGUCGCAUCGAAAGACUAGUACUGUAGGCAGGAGGGCAGCUGCAUCUACUCGCAGGAAACAGACGC
Messenger RNA from Microstroma glucosiphilum, 3414 nucleotides. RefSeq lists its product as hypothetical. The record is from RefSeq and is a predicted model, not a curated record. The coding region runs from base 174 to 3320 and encodes 1048 amino acids. NCBI's taxonomy places the organism in Eukaryota, Fungi, Basidiomycota, Exobasidiomycetes, Microstromatales, Microstromataceae. Gene Ontology annotation, molecular function: DNA-binding transcription factor activity. Gene Ontology annotation, biological process: regulation of DNA-templated transcription. The transcript has 2 exons.